UGCCCGGAAAAAGACAUUCCCAUAUUGAUUUUUAGAAAAGAGCUCACUUAGCACUAUCCCCUCCUCCUUUCACUCACUCUAGGCCAUCCCCCACCCCCAAAUCCCUAUUUCCACAGCCCACUCUCUCACCCUCUGCUACAAACAAGUCCAAGAUUUAAUUUUUGAGAAAAGCCUGUAAGCCAGGAUACUGAACAGAACUGGCAGGCUCAGGCUAGGGUCUGCAGUUCAGCAUCAAUGGGCCGCUGGAAUGAAUAUGAAAGUAUUUUCUCUAUCAAGAGUAAUGUGGGCCAUGGAGCCAGGUCACCUUCUCUGGGGUCUACUAUUCAUGCAAUCCUUCUGGCCACUCCUGACUAAUGGGGCCACUCGAGUCUACUACCUGGGCAUUCAGGACGUGCAGUGGAACUAUGCUCCCAUGGGAAGGAAUAUCAUCACAAACCAGUCUCUGGACAGUGACAAAAUGGCUUCCAGAUUUCUAAAGACUGGCAAGAACAGGAUAGGGAGCAGCUAUAAGAAGACCAUCUAUAAGGAAUACAAGGACAGCACUUAUGUAGAUGAAGUGACCCAGCCUUCCUGGUUGGGCUUCCUAGGGCCAGUGUUACAAGCUGAGGUGGGGGAUGUAAUCCUUAUCCACCUGAAGAAUUUUGCCUCUCGUCCCUAUACCAUCCACCCUCACGGUGUCUUCUAUGAGAAGGACUCAGAAGGCUCCUUAUACCCAGAUGGCUCUUCUGGGCCACUGAAAGCUGAUGACUCUGUUCCUCCGGGGGGCAGUCAUAUAUACAACUGGACCAUUCCAGAAAGCCAUGCUCCCACCAAUGCUGACCCAGCAUGUCUCACUUGGAUCUACCAUUCUCAUGUAGAUGCACCGAGAGACAUUGCUACCGGCCUCAUUGGACCCCUCAUCACCUGUAAAAGAGGAACCCUGGAUGGGAAUUCUCCUCCUCAGAGGCAGGACGUGAACCAUAAUUUCUUUCUGCUCUUCAGUGUGGUGGAUGAGAACCUUAGCUGGCACCUUGAUGAGAACAUUGCCACUUACUGUUUAGACCCUGCCUCAGUGGACAAGGAAGAUGAGGACUUUCAAGAGAGCAAUAGGAUGCACGCAAUCAAUGGCUUUGUCUUUGGAAACUUACCAGAGCUGAGCAUGUGUGCACAUAAGCAUGUGGCCUGGCACUUAUUUGGCAUGGGCAAUGAAGUGGAUGUCCACACAGCUUUCUUUCAUGGGCAGAUGUUGACCACCCGUGGACACCGCACUGAUGUGGCUAACAUCUUUCCUGCCACUUUUGUUACAGCUGAGAUGAUACCUCAGAAGCCUGGCAUCUGGUUAAUUAGCUGUCAAGUGAACAGUCACUUGCGAAAUGGAAUGCAGGCACUUUACAAGAUCAAGGCUUGCUCUACGGCCCCUCCUGCGGAACAGCUCACAGGCAAAGUUCGGCAGUACUUCAUCGAGGCACAUGAGAUUCAGUGGAACUAUGGUCCGAUGGGAUAUGAUGGGAGUACUGGGAAGAGUUUGACAGAACCAGGAAGUGGUUCAGAUAAGUUCUUCCAGAUGAGCUCUAGCCGAAUUGGAGGUACUUACUGGAAAGUUCGUUUUGAAGCCUUUAAAGAUGAGACAUUCCAGGAGAAAGUGCAGCUGGAAGAAGAAAAGCAUCUUGGAAUACUGGGGCCAGUGAUCCGGGCUGAGGUGGGUGAUACCAUUCAGGUGGUCUUCUAUAAUCGUGCAUCUCAGUCGUUUAGUAUUCAGCCCCAUGGAGUCUUUUAUGAGAAAGACUACGAGGGCACUGUGUACAAUGAUGGUUUAUUCCACCCUGGCUUAGUGGCCAAGCCCUUUGAGAAAGUAACAUACUACUGGACAGUCCCUCCGCAUGCUGGUCCUACUGCUCAGGAUCCUGUCUGCCUUACCUGGAUGUAUUUCUCUGCUGUAGACCCCAUAAGGGAUACAAAUUCUGGCUUGAUGGGCCCCCUGCUGGUGUGCAAACCUGGUGCCUUGGGUACAAAUGGCAAGCAGAAAGGAGUAGAUAAAGAAUUUUUUCUCCUCUUCACUGUGUUGGAUGAGAAUGAAAGCUGGUACAUCAAUGCUAAUAAAGCAGCUGCUAUGUUGGAUUCUCGAUUGCUCUCAGAGGAUGUCAAGAACUUCCAGGACUCCAAUCAGAUGCAUGCCAUUAAUGGGUUUCUAUUCUCUAACCUGCCCAGGCUGGACAUGUGCAAGGGUGAUACAGUGGCUUGGCAUCUGCUUGGCCUGGGCACAGAGACUGAUGUGCAUGGGGUCAUGUUCCAGGGCAACACUGUGCAGCUUCAGGGCAUGAGGAAAGGUGCAGCCAUGCUCUUUCCUCACACCUCUGUCACGGCCACCAUGCAGCCCAACAACCCUGGGAUAUUUGAAAUUUACUGCCAAGCAGGGAGCCACCGAGAAGCAGGAAUGAGGGCAAUCUAUAAUGUCUCUCAGUGUUCUCGCCAGCAAGGUAACUCUCACCAACGCUACCAAGCUUCAAGAGUCUAUUACCUUAUGGCAGAAGAGAUCGAGUGGGAUUAUUGCCCUGAUAGGAGCUGGGAACUGGAAUGGCAUAACCAAUCUGAAGAGGAAAGUUAUGGUCACAUUUUCCUGAGCAACAAGGAUGGACUCCUAGGUUCUAGAUACAAGAAAGCUGUAUUCAGGGAAUACACUGAUGGUACUUUCAAGAUUCCUCUCCCAAGGUCUGGAGCAGAAGAACAUUUGGGAAUCUUAGGUCCCCUUAUCAGAGGGGAAGUUGGUGAUAUCCUCACUGUGGUGUUCAAGAAUAAUGCAAGCCAUCCCUUCUCUGUGCAUGCCCAUGGAGUUCUAGAAUCUAGCACUGGCUGGCCACGGGCUGCUGAACCUGAGAUGAGAAGAGCUGUUAAGGAGAUAAGAAGAUAAAGAAGAUUAGGGAUGAGGAUUGCAAGUUCCAUGCUAUCUCAGGCAACUCAGUAAAAUUGUGUCUCAAACUAAAAUUUAAUAAAGUGAUAUGGGUGUUGCUCAGUGGUAGACCCUUUGGUAGUAUGCACAAGGUACUGCAUUGAAUUCCCAGUGUGUGAAUAGGGAAACUUAGAUGCAGAUUUCUUGUCAGAAGACAUAGAAGCUAGAAGACAACAAUUCAUUGUUAAAUUGUUGAAAUAAAAUUAUUCAAUUCUGUACAUAGAAUUCUAUAUAGAGGGAUUAUAAUAAAAAAUUUCAGGAAGAAAUUGUAAGAAUUUGUUAUCCCCAGCCUUAUAUUUCAAGGAUGUUAAAGUAUUUCAGGAGGAAUUGACAUGUCACCAGACUUAAUAUGAGAUCUGUAAUAGAGUAAAUGAAGUUGGGUUUCUAUUUUAAGAAAUUAAUUUCCUCCUUUGGUUCUUCUAAAAGAAAACUGACAGAAAAGGACUAACAAUACACUGAGGUUUCUAUGAAUAUAAAAGUAAAAUGUAUGACAAAAAAUUCACAACAGAUGAAAAAAUUACAAUUGCAAGAUCCUUACACUGGGCACUAAACAGGAGAAUGGAUUGAAGAUACAGUCCUGCUAAUAAAGUGUGUGGUUGUAAACUUCAGGAGAACCCAUAAAUAAUUUUUAAGAAAGAUGUAUAAAGCAUAAAUUCACAGUAGAACUAAAACUGAAUAAUCUAAAAUACUCAGUUGAAAAUGAGGUAGAAAACGCUGGUAAAAGUAAAAGAUAGAUAAUAGUAAAUAAUGAGAUGGAACUUUGGCAUAUAGGAAGGAAACUUAGAGAUGGUGGAGGGCAAGGGAGAAUAGGGAAUUGAGAUUUGAAGUGGGGGAAUUUUGAAGCUGUCAAGUGAAGUUGUGGACAUGCGCCAAGUCCCUAUGAGGAAAUUUCAUAUAGUUCAAGAAAUGCAGGAACAGAGAGCGAGGGUAGGAGAAAGGGGUUAAAAAAUAAUUGAGCAAUGUCAUGUACCUAUACCAAUUCCCCACAAUUAAUGUAAUCAUAAUGUAGUACAACAUGUAUCAAAAAAAGAACAAAUGAAGAAAUAGAUUAAAAACUAGAGCAUAAUAGAUUUUAUUCUAAUACACAAGUCAUUGUACUAAAUUUAAAUAGCCUAAAUAUACCACUGAAAAGACAUGCAUCAUGAUGUUUGAUUGGAAGAAAAGACCCAAUUAUAUGCUGCCCAAAAGAAAUCCAUCUUAAACAUAGUGGAAUAAAUAGAAUAAAAGUAAAAGAAUGGGUAAAGAUAAGCCAUGCAAUCACUAACUUGGCUAUACUGCUAUCAGACAAGCAGCCUUCAGAUUAAGGAAAUUGCCACGUAAAAAGUUACACCACUGCAAUAAGCAGAACAUUUCUCAGAGACAAUAAAAUAUCCCUACAUGAUCAUAAUAUAUAUUCACUGAACAACAUCUCCAGCAUAUCAGAAGCAAAAAUUUAUAGAACUAAAGAUAAUCUGUAUAUUUCUAUGAAUAUGUCCAUUUUAUGUAUGUUACAUGAUUCAUUGACAUGCAAUUGUUGUUAUUGUUUUCUUUUAAUUAUCUGUAUUGCUGCAAAAUGAAGAGUAAUUUCCCCAUUUUUCAUUUGAAAUUUAA
Molecule: messenger RNA, 4516 nt
Organism: Cavia porcellus (domestic guinea pig)
Lineage: Eukaryota; Metazoa; Chordata; Mammalia; Rodentia; Caviidae
Gene: Heph
Product: hephaestin
Exons: 16
Coding region: 248-2887 (879 amino acids)
Cellular component (GO): plasma membrane
Molecular function (GO): oxidoreductase activity; copper ion binding; signaling receptor activity
Source: RefSeq, a predicted model, not a curated record